This is a messenger RNA of Plasmopara halstedii, 384 nucleotides long. RefSeq names its product glycoside hydrolase. NCBI's taxonomy places the organism in Eukaryota, Oomycota, Peronosporomycetes, Peronosporales, Peronosporaceae. Gene Ontology annotation, cellular component: cell wall. Gene Ontology annotation, molecular function: 1,3-beta-glucanosyltransferase activity. The coding region runs from base 1 to 384 and encodes 127 amino acids. The record is from RefSeq and is a predicted model, not a curated record. The transcript has 2 exons. Gene Ontology annotation, biological process: cell wall (1->3)-beta-D-glucan biosynthetic process.
AUGGCUGCACUCGGCGUUUACGUCAUGGUCUCGGCAUCGCCUGACAAUGACGCAUACUAUGGCAAGUACCGCUACUCGACCAUUACCAAAAAAUUAAGCUGUUCUGGGAAAGUAUCAACCAGCGGAGGUGCGAAGACCGUAGAUCAGACCGAGACCUGCUAUCCGGCACUGCUGCUUGAGUACGGCAAGAAGAUUAUUCAAAACUUUGCCCAGUACGACAACACGCUGGGCAUUGUUGUGGCCAAUGAAAUCAUGCAGGAAGAUCUUACGUCCGCUUCAUGUGUGAAAGCCUAUGUAGCUGAUCUGAAAAAUUGGAUGAAGAUGACUAUCACGUCAUCAAAGUCCAAGGACUGCUCUGUGGAGAUCGGAUGGUUGAUGGCAUGA